Messenger RNA from Pelagomonas calceolata, 805 nucleotides. NCBI's taxonomy places the organism in Eukaryota, Pelagophyceae, Pelagomonadales, Pelagomonadaceae. The record is from the annotation of a GenBank genome assembly.
CUGAGGCUUGAACCGCUGUGUCCGCUGCUGCUAGCCAAAGGACGCAGCCAUCGUGUGCCCAGUACCCAACCCAACCACCGGGCAUCGUCCGCCGCCCACGCACACCAGCUUGCGUGCGGUGCAUGCCAGUGAUCGCCUGCUGCGAGGCCCACGACACCUGAUCAGUUCGUCAAGACGAGCGACGCGUACUUAGAGAGACGGGCGCAGCAGCGGCGCAGCGCAUCGCCGGCGCGCAUCAUGGGCCGGCGCGAUGAUCACCACCAGCUCGAGGAGGGCUGCGAGCUCAUGCUCGACUGGCGCAAGCUGCACAAGGUGGCGACGUGCGGUGAUGAUGUUGUGCCCGUGGCGGUCCAGGACGCGGACACGCGCGAGAUGCUGAUCCUGGCGUACGCGAACGAGCACGCGCUCGCCGAGGCGCGGCGGCGCGGCGUCUGCGUGCUCUGGAGCACGUCGCGGCGCAAGCUCUGGAUCAAGGGCGAGACGUCGGGCGACGUGUUGGAUUUGGUCGAGAUCCGCGUGAACUGCGAGCAGAACUCCUUACUGUAUCUCGUCAAGCCGCGGCGGACGGGCGCGUGCCACACGCGGGGCCCCGACGGGCGCACGCGGCGGUCGUGCUUCUACCGCGCGUUGGAGGGCGACGCGUGGCUCGUGAAGCGGCCGUCGCCCAAGUCUGUGGGAUACAGCCCCGAGGCCGUCUUCGGGGCCUUCCUCCUCGGCUUCCUGCUCUCGAAGGCGAAGGCUCCGCGUUUGCCUACGUGGCUCUUCGGGGCGGCGAGGAACUAACCACACAUAUCUUAAGAGUCGC